Messenger RNA from Westerdykella ornata, 1351 nucleotides. RefSeq lists its product as uncharacterized. NCBI's taxonomy places the organism in Eukaryota, Fungi, Ascomycota, Dothideomycetes, Pleosporales, Sporormiaceae. The record is from RefSeq and is a predicted model, not a curated record. The transcript is spliced from 2 exons. Bases 177 to 1217 code for a protein of 346 amino acids.
CUUCGUUAAUUAUUGCGGAUAGGGAAACCUUGGGACAGGUAUCUAUAAAUCCCCUGGGCCAUGUGGAGGCGGGAACGUACACAGUAGAAUUGGCGAGCUCCACCAUCUCCCUCCAGCCGUUCCCACAGCCCACGGGGGGCAACCCUUCCGCCCGUCCCACCCAACCCAACCUAACCAUGUCCACCCCUACAACAACAAAACCCGACCUAACCACCCCAUCCGGCCUGCACGCCUACCUCCUCACCCACCACCCCACCACCCCACCCAAAUCCAUAACCCUCCUAACAGGCGGCACCGCAAACUACGUCUACCGCGUCCUCUCACCACAUCCAAACAAUGCAUCUCCCAAAACCGUGAUUUACAAACACGCAGCCCCGCACCUGCAUUCGAACCUGGACUUCGCCUUUGAUCCGCGCAGGAUGGAGUACGAGGAUCUGGCGUUGAGGAUCGUGCCGGGGUUUUUGGAUGAUGUUGGGAGCGAUACCGACUCGGCGGAUAGGAAGGCGCAUGCAGCAGAUGAAGAGGAGGAGGGGAUGAGUGUGCGGGCGCGGGCGGUGCAGAGUUAUAGUUACGACGGCGAUGCGAAAUUGCUCUGCCUAUCGGACGGCGGGUCGCAGAACGUGAAAGAUGCGUAUCAGGAUCUAAAAAAGGGGGAAGUGAGAAAGAUAGGGGAAGAGUUGGGACGGUGGUUAGCCGUGCUGCAUUCUUCAUCUAGCGCAUCAUCACCAUCUCUUUCCCUUUCCCUGGACGAGAAACACGAGAUGAACGAUGUCGGAAGCAGGGGGAGAGAGAAUAACCCCAUCGCAGUAGCCAUUUACAGAUACUCGUACACGAACCUGCACCACGCGCUCGCCGAGUACGACAUCCCAGGUGGACAAGAAGUAGCCCAGAGAGUGGACGAGACAUUCGGCGCCCUCCUGCAAAUCGAGGACGAGUGUCUCUGCCACGGCGACUUCUGGACCGGCAACGUGCUCGUCGAGAAAAAGGCAAACCGAGCUACGGACGCCGGCAAAGUUGGAAAUCCACAAACAAGGAUAGACCUCACGGUCGUGGAUUGGGAAAUGGUCCGCCUGGGCACCUCGGCCACGGACGUGGCGCAAUCUGCGCCGAAGCCUUCUUGCUCGAUCGAUUCCGCGGCGGUAAAGGGCUGCGGACUGCGUUCCUGGCGUCCUACCUGCGCAACCGGCUCUCUCCUCCGGCUCAAGCAGGGUUGCUGAGUCGUAACUGGCUGCGCCGGCUAGCUGUGCAUUGGGCGGUGCAUGUUGCGUUUUGGCCGACGAGGGUGGAGUGGGGCGGGCGCGAGGAGACGAGGGGGUUGGUGGAGUUAGGCGUGAGGGUGCUUAGAGCGGCA